AUGGCUAUUGAAUCCCCAAAAAUCGUUGCUGAAUCUAUGCAGGAAGAACAACCUUCCACAGAAAAGCGCGGCUUGCUGGCCAAGCUGCCCACUGAAAACUUUGCAGAAACUGAAUCUGAAAAUGAAGAACUUGUUGAAGACUCCUCCGACAUCAAAGAUCCAUCUGAGGUCCACAAGCUUCUAAGCCUUUUACCACCUGCGGCUGUUUCUGCAUGCACCGCAGAGGUUUCUAUGACAUCCUUUUGGCUCGGCGGGUUGUUUGGAGCGUGCUUUGUCUCGACCAUUUUCCUCUUUUCGCAUGUCAUUUCUACUUUCUCAAUCCCAUUGACUGCUGGAACCACAGUCAUUGCAGCUUAUAUCACACGUCUUCCCGCAAUUCUGCCAUGGCAGUUACCAGCAUACGGCUCUAUUCUCGGUGUCUUCCAUUUCCUUGAAUACUGGACUACAGCUGCUUAUAACCCAGACAAGGUCUCGCCGUCAUCGUUCCUUCUCCGGAACGGCUCUGUCUACAUUAUUGUCCACAUCGUUGCGCUGGCCGAAACGUUGCUUGAACGCUAUUUACUGACCUUCUUUGCUCCAUCCAUCCGUUUGCUUUCAAUCUCCACAGCAGCCGCUUCUUAUGAUCAGGCUUUUUGGAAAACACCUGCCUUUGCCUUUUACGUCUCUCUUGUAGGGCUUGUGGUGACACUUCUGGGCCAGUUGUUGCGCUCGACUGCAAUGAUCCAUGCCGCAUCAAACUUCUCGCACGUAAUUAUGCGCUCACACCAUAAAUCUCAUGAAUUAGUUACCACUGGAGUCUAUAGUGUCUCCCGCCAUCCCUCUUACGCUGGCUUUUUUUUCUGGGCUCUCGGUACCCAGAUUCUUCUACUAAACCCUAUCUCAUUGAUCUUAUUCCUCUCGCUUCUUUGGCCUUUCUUUAAUGACCGCAUCCAAGACGAAGAACAAUAUCUUGUCUGCUUCUUUGGAAAUGACUACGUUGAGUAUAGAAAACGAACUCCAACAUUGAUCCCAUUUAUUAAAUAG
This is a messenger RNA of Magnusiomyces paraingens, 1023 nucleotides long. RefSeq lists its product as uncharacterized. Gene Ontology annotation, cellular component: membrane; endoplasmic reticulum. Bases 1 to 1023 code for a protein of 340 amino acids. Gene Ontology annotation, molecular function: protein C-terminal S-isoprenylcysteine carboxyl O-methyltransferase activity. Gene Ontology annotation, biological process: C-terminal protein methylation. The transcript has a single exon. The record is from RefSeq and is a predicted model, not a curated record. NCBI's taxonomy places the organism in Eukaryota, Fungi, Ascomycota, Dipodascomycetes, Dipodascales, Dipodascaceae.